AUGACACGGGUACCUGUAUUCAGGCACGUGACGUGCAACAUACCCAAGGGGCGGUCUAAAGCCUCGGGUUGGAGAAGCUUCUGUGGCGAGCCGUGUCCAGAUGGAACAUUUGGUCAAGGAUGUGAAGGAAGAUGCCGGUGUGAAAAUGGGGCAAGCUGUGACCGAUUUGACGGACGCUGCACCUGCACCGCUGGUUGGUUUGGAGCCUCUUGUGACGCAGCCUGUGAGGUAGGAUUCUAUGGAGCUCAUUGCACACUGACAUGUGAAUGUUUAAAUGGCGCCACCUGUAGUCGGUUUGAUGGUAGUUGUGAAUGUUCAAAUGGAUACACCGGAGAACAAUGCGGGCUGCUCUGUCCACAAGGGUAUUUUGGUGAAAAUUGUGAGAGCCGUUGUCGCUGUUAUCAUAAUGCUGAAUGCUCUCCAUUUGAUGGCACGUGCAGCUGUCCAGCCGGAUGGAGUGGAGACAGAUGUGGCACGCCGUGCGAAGCAGGAUUGUUUGGAGUCCAGUGCUUGGAGCGAUGUAGGUGCCAGAAUGGAGGAGCUUGUUCUAGAUUUGAUGGGGCAUGCACAUGCACAAACGGAUGGCAAGGUGAAUUGUGUAACCGUGAAUGUGAACCGAAUCGAUGGGGACAUAAAUGCCAACAAUUAUGCUUGUGCGAAAACGAUGCAACUUGCUCGCGGUUUGAUGGUACUUGCAGUUGUGGGUAUGGUUGGUAUGGCGAACACUGCAAUACGCCCUGUCCUGAAAAUAGAUAUGGACUUGGAUGUACCCAACGAUGCAAAUGCAAAAAUAAUGCAGAAUGUUCAAACAUUGAUGGAACCUGUACAUGUGGAGUUGGUUGGACUGGGAACCAAUGUGACAUUGCUUGCCCGACCGGUCUUUAUGGUGCAGAGUGCAAAAGCACCUGCUUAUGUCAGAACGGAGGAACGUGCAACAGAUUCGACGGCACUUGCCAUUGCCCACCCGGUUGGCAGGGGAUUUAUUGCAGUACUGAAUGCAGUCCCGGGACUUACGGUGAAGCAUGUGAACGCAAGUGUCAUUGCAGAAAUGACGCAGAGUGCUCUCACAUCGAUGGUGUUUGCACCUGUACAACUGGUUGGUCUGGUGUAAGAUGUGACGAGCCGUGUAGACAAGGGUUGUUUGGUCCUGAUUGUAAUUCAAGAUGUAAGUGUCGCAAUGGUGCAUCAUGUUCGCGAUUCGACGGUACAUGCACCUGUCCAGCCGGAUUUAUUGGCCAGAUGUGCAGUAACUCUUGUGGUGAUGGCUUUUUUGGAGUUCAGUGUUUUCGGACUUGUGCAUGUGGUGAGCAUGACGCAGAAUGCUCACCAGUUGACGGCACAUGUACUUGUAAAGCUGGCUGGACUGGGGAUCUGUGUGAUACGCCGUGUUCGAAUGACCGAUGGGGUGAUGAUUGUAAAAAUGAGUGCAAUUGCCUCAACAAUGGACAAUGCGACCGAAUUACUGGGGAGUGUCAUUGUGCACCCGGUUGGACAGGCACCAUCUGUCACACACCGUGUUCGACUGGACGAUAUGGUAUUGACUGUGCGUUUGAAUGUCUCUGUCAAAAUUCUCGUUUCACUGGGGAAUGCACAUGUACAAGCGGUUGGUCUGGAGAUACAUGUGAAUACCCCUGCCCGUCUGGUUACUAUGGAGUCGGAUGUAAAAGUAAGUGUAGAUGCCAAAAUGGAGCCGUCUGUGACCCAGAAGAUGGUAGAUGCCGUUGUGGUCCCGGAUGGACUGGUGCUGUAUGUAAUCUAGAAUGUCCAGACGGAUAUUACGGUUUGAGGUGUCAGUUUCGCUGUAGAUGCCUAAAUAAGGGAGUGUGCAACAAGCAAGAUGGAACGUGCAUAUGUGCCAGUGGAUGGGUUGGCGAGUCAUGUAACAUCCAAUGUACUGAAGGAACUUACGGUGCAGGCUGUCUCAAAACGUGUGCUUGCAAGAAUGGCGCGCAGUGCUCCAGAUUCGAUGGAACGUGUUCUUGCACAGAUGGAUGGAUGUCUACUGAAUGUGACGUUCCAUGUCCUGCAAACAGGUACGGCGCAAACUGUGUCAAGGUAUGUCACUGCAAAAACUAUGGAACCUGUGACCGUUUUACGGGUGCGUGUGACUGCUUAGCGGGCUGGGCUGGUACUGCGUGUGAUUCCCCAUGCUUGCCAGGUUUCUUUGGGCCUAACUGCAACAAACGCUGUAAAUGUGACAACGAGGCGAGUUGUUCCUCUAUUGAUGGUAGUUGUACUUGUCCCGACGGGUGGAAAGGUACAAGAUGCAAUGAACCUUGCGAUGAACGUCAUUUUGGAAAGGACUGUUCACAACUAUGUUUAUGUCAAAAUGGUGCCACAUGUGAUCGUUUCACAGGGGCUUGCGGCUGUGCUCCAGGAUGGCAAGGGAAUGCGUGUGAUAUUGCAUGCUCGAGCAGGUGAUAUGGCAAAAAUUGUGAACACCUCUGUCGUUGUCAGAACCUAGCAGACUGCGAUACAGUUGAUGGUAGCUGCACGUGUAAAUCAGGAUGGACUGGGAGAUAUUGUGACACUCCCUGUCAGCAAGGCUUUUAUGGUGCUAACUGCUUGUACACAUGUACAUGUGAAAACGAGGCAUCAUGUUCUAGAUUCAACGGGGCGUGCACGUGUCCCCCUGGAUGGUUUGGAGAUUUAUGCAACAUGGAAUGUGCAGACAACACGUAUGGUCUCCAGUGCUUAGAAGAAUGUGAUUGUGAAAAUGGGGCCUCAUGCUCUCGGUUUGAUGGAUCGUGCACAUGUGCACCCGGCUGGACGGGACCGAAGUGCGAUGUGGCAUGUAGGGAAGGUUACUAUGGUGCAUAUUGCACUAAAAGAUGCCGUUGCACAAAUGGAGGAACAUGCUCUCCUUCCAUUGGUGUCUGUGAAUGUACUGCGGGGUGGACUGGGUCCUCGUGCGCCAUCCCGUGUCAGGAGGGCCGUUACGGAGUAGGCUGUCUUGGAGGCUGUUUAUGUCAGAACAACGCAGCAUGCAGUUCUAUUGAUGGGUCAUGCACUUGUUUAACUGGUUGGGUUGGAACAUACUGCGAAACAACUGAUAUCAUUGGAUUCAAAACCUCGCAAAUAAUAUCAACAAGGGAAGUCACAUGUUCAGAGGUGCUGGUGUAUUAUGAGGACGGCAAACACAUAUUUGAAUGCCAAGAAAUACGGUGGGUAAAGAAAUACCGGCGGCCAAAAUAA
Anneissia japonica is the source of this 3195-nucleotide messenger RNA. Its product is annotated as multiple epidermal growth factor-like domains protein 6. Gene Ontology annotation, molecular function: scavenger receptor activity. Lineage: Eukaryota; Metazoa; Echinodermata; Crinoidea; Comatulida; Comatulidae. The transcript is spliced from 3 exons. The record is from RefSeq and is a predicted model, not a curated record.